Messenger RNA from Nasonia vitripennis (jewel wasp), 1971 nucleotides. RefSeq names its product pro-corazonin (gene Crz). Gene Ontology annotation, molecular function: corazonin receptor binding. The transcript has 3 exons. The coding region runs from base 131 to 520 and encodes 129 amino acids. Gene Ontology annotation, biological process: positive regulation of heart contraction. The record is from RefSeq and is a predicted model, not a curated record. Lineage: Eukaryota; Metazoa; Arthropoda; Insecta; Hymenoptera; Pteromalidae.
AUCUUGGGCACCGCUCCACUGCUCGCUUGGUACCCGCACCUGCAACUUCUGCCGAUCUCGACGCUCUUCCAGCCUAAGCCGCAACCCUUGUCGCUGUGUACGAUAGUUGAAAAAGAGUAGAGACGCGAGGAUGAUCCGAGGACUGACGAUAGCGCUUGUGACAGUGGCGCUGGUGUCCCUGGCCACGUGCCAGACUUUCCAGUACAGCCGAGGCUGGACCAACGGCAAGAGAGCCGAGACGUCGCCGUUGGCGAGUAUCCUGGACUAUAGGGCUGCGAUGGCCGGCGCUGGGGGAAGGAUGAACGAUCUGCAGAUGGCCAGAUGCGCCAACCUCCUCAAGUGGAAGAUGUUCUUGCUGAGUUCCGGCGAUAACGAGGAGGUGUGUCGAGUGCCAUGCGAGUUCCUGGACGUCCUUCGGCAGUGUCUAAUACGCCAGGACAAGGCCAGCCCGAACGACCUCAGCGACUUCAGACGCCCGUCGGCGCCGGCACUCGAGACUAGCAGCAGCCUCAGCUACUAAACGCCUCCCGCACUCCCUCACACACGCGUGCGCACACACACAGGCGGACGCGAUGGUAUCACACGCGAUUAUCGCGACGCUCGGCUCCAAGAACCGCGAAAUAACAAACCGCACGCGUACUCCAUGCGUGCACCCGAAAGUCACGCAGCCACAAAAUCCGUAUAUCGACGCGUUCACAGGUAUAUAAGCUGCGCGUUUACGUGUCUCAGUGUGCGUAUAUGAGUGUAUCUGCUCUGCAGCUCAAGUUCGAGGAACGGCGCGUAUACGCUGUAAUUAUCCACGGCUAGCACAUCCGGCAUACGCGGUGUGCGGCUAUAUGCGCGCCGCCGAAACGCCCGUAGAGCAGUUCUCUCUCUCUCUCUCUCUCUCUCUCUCUCUCUUUCUCCGAGUUUGUCGGAGGACACGCGUGAAACACACUCCGAUCGACCCGAUUCCUUCGUUUUUUCACUUCCGCUUCUCCCUGAAAAUUACCGAGCGCUGCUCGACUCGCUGUUUUUUGGUGCUUUUUUUUUGGUUUUCCAUGCCCGAAAAAUCGUCGAUCUAAUUGCAACGUCGUAUUAUGCGGAUUUCGGCAAGUUCGCGCGAAGACUCGUGAGAAGCCAGUGCAGGAGAGAUCGAUGAGAACGCGGACGAAAAUAGAACAGCUCCUUCUCGCGUCGUCGGCUUUUCAGCGGCUAAUUAAGUUUUCGUCGCUGCGCUUACUUAAUUGAAGGCGCGAUGCUGCGUCUGCGACCAAUAUGUACGUGUGUGAGAGAGAGAGAGAGAGAUAGAUAGAGAGAGAGAGAGAGAGAGAGAGAGAGAGAGAGAGAGAGAGAGAGAGGCGGACGUUGGCGUACGCGCGAUGGGGGAUUUUCUCUGUCAACGGGAAGAUGGAGUGAAACCCUGGCGAAUAGAGACACUCGUCGAGGCCCCGGAUUAUCCCUCUGCGUGUGAUGCGCCUGAGACUUAUACGUGUGUGAGAAGCAUCAAUGCGCCGUUAUUACGCCUCGGCAGCGGCUCUAAUCUGCGGAGCUUCUUCGCUUCGUUUAUGUACUUUUGCCUGUAAACGAUCGUCGUUUAUGCGUAUGCUAGAUUUAAAGCCGAAUAUUGUAAGCGUGUGUGUGUGUGUGCGUGCUUGCGUAUUUUAUACUUGUUGCGUGCAAGUGCGAGGAUCGAAAAUUCAUAGCCAAAAAGUAUUAUUCAAAUCUAUAUUGACGAUUUCUGUUGCUCGCGUCAACUGCUUUGUAAUGAGAUUUAUAUAGUCUAUACACCGAGAAACAGAGAAACCUCGUCGUGAUUUAAUUAUGCGAUGUGAAUUAUAUGGCAGAACAUCUGUCAUCCAUAUAUAUAUGUGUGUGUGUGUGUGCGCGCGCGCGCGCGCAUUGAGGGAAUCAGAAUUGAUUGUAAAAAUACCACAUCAUUUAUGAAGGAUGAAAUAAAAAGAGAGCAAUUGAUGAAACAGAACAUCACAA